This is a messenger RNA of Stylophora pistillata, 1635 nucleotides long. RefSeq names its product glucosamine-6-phosphate deaminase 2. Gene Ontology annotation, biological process: N-acetylneuraminate catabolic process; carbohydrate metabolic process; D-glucosamine catabolic process. NCBI's taxonomy places the organism in Eukaryota, Metazoa, Cnidaria, Anthozoa, Scleractinia, Pocilloporidae. Gene Ontology annotation, cellular component: cytoplasm. Gene Ontology annotation, molecular function: glucosamine-6-phosphate deaminase activity; identical protein binding. The record is from RefSeq and is a predicted model, not a curated record.
GCGACCGCACGCGCCCUCUCCACGAAGGACUGCCUUGUUUUACUUAUUGCCUUGUACGUUCGUCAGUUUGGAAAAAAUCACGUCAUGAGGCUUGUUAUCCUGGAAUCCUAUGAGCAGGUGUCAGAGUGGGCAGCCAAAUUUGUGAGAAACAAAAUACUGAAGUAUAAUCCAGGACCUGGCAAUUAUUUUGUACUUGGUCUACCAACAGGUGGCACCCCAAAGGGCAUGUACAAGAAGCUGGUAGAAUUCCACAAGAAAGGGGAGCUUUCUUUUAAAUAUGUCAAAACCUUUAAUAUGGAUGAAUAUGUUGGUCUUCCCCGUGAUCAUCCAGAAAGCUAUCAUUCGUUCAUGUGGGAGAAUUUUUUCAAGCACAUAGACAUAGAUCCAAGUAAUGCUCAUGUGUUAGAUGGCAAUGCUUCAGAUCUUGUUAAAGAAUGUGAUGAUUUUGAGGACAAGAUAACAGCAGCUGGAGGAGUACAUCUCUUCAUUGGAGGAAUAGGAAGUGAUGGUCAUAUUGCAUUUAAUGAGCCUGGCUCAUCAUUGGUUUCAAGAACACGAGUCAAGUCCUUGGCAAAAGAAACUAUUGUGGCCAAUGCACGGUUCUUUGACAAUGACAUGACAAAAGUACCAACAAUGGCUCUUACCGUGGGAGUGGGCACUGUGAUGGAUGCUAGAGAGGUUCUUAUUUUGAUUACUGGUGUACACAAAGCAUACGCCCUACGUUGUGCAACGGAGGAAGGAGUCAAUCACAUGUGCACUGUGUCUGCCUUCCAGCAACACCCACGGACCAUUUUUGUAGUUGAUGAUGAUGCCACCUUGGAGCUGAAAGUCAGAACUGUGAAGUAUUUUAAAGGCCUAAUGGAUGUUCACAAUAAGCUGGUAGAAGAUCCUCAAGAUCCAACAGAUGCACCACCCAGUGCUAAGAGGUUGAAAUCAGUUUCAGAUGAUGAUGGAGGGAAUUAAUGGCUUCCCAUAACUUUGCUGUGUCAGCUAAUUUCCUACCAGCCUUAUUUUACUGAAUUUCCACCUCAAGGGGAGGCUUAAAUCAGACGAAAAUUCUGUUGACUUAAAAAUUAAUUCUGAUUCAACUGGACAAUUGCUUAGAUACGUGUUGGAUAAAAUUGGAGACAACCUAGUGUGCGACGGAAGUAUUGAAACAAAAACGGCAUUAAGCGUAGUGGUUAUGGUUAAAGUCAAAACGUGCAAAACUUGUAGUAACCAUUCAAAUUUGUUGUCAAAGAACUGAAAAUAAUGAUUACUGCCUAAUAAGACCAGAGACCAUAAGGAGCAAAGUUAAAGAGUAGUUUAAAUUGAGCUACGAGUUAUUCCUCAAAUCAGAGAUUAAUCAGCUUAGUACACUAAUGAAAAUGUCAUUACUGAUCACAACUAAAAAUAGAUAUAAGAAUAGUGGUUUACACUGGAAUCAGUCAAGGGACAUUUUCUCAAAAAUAACAAACGUGAAAGUCUUACUCUUAGACUUGAAAAUGUUUCUUAGCGCAAACGAGAUUUGACUGUGGGUAAAUCGAAUUAAACUUUACAGAGACAGAACUUUCUCUGAUUAUUCGUUUUUUUCCCCUUAUGAGCAAUUGUUAAAGAAACGAGUGGUUUUCCUGAAUAAAGAUUGAGAGUAUUUCA